GCCGCGCCGGGCGUAAGCACCGCAGAAGCGUGACGCCGGUAGCAGUUGAAAAAUGGCGAGUGUUACUGAACUGAAAGCUGUUUUAAAGGACACCUUGGAAAAAAGGGGAGCGUUAGGACAUUUAAAAGCAAGGAUCCGUGCUGAAGUUUUCAGUGCCCUAGAUGAUGAUCAUGAACCCCGACCAUCAUUGUCUCAUGAAAACCUUCUAAUUAAUGAAUUAAUUAGAGAGUAUUUGGAAUUCAACAAAUAUAAGUACACAGCCUCUGUCCUCAUAGCAGAAUCUGGUCAACCUGUAGUCCCAUUGGACAGACAGUUUCUCAUCCGUGAACUGAAUGCCUUUGAAGAAUCAAAGGAUGACUCAAUCCCAUUUCUUGCGUGGUCCUCCAGAUGGCAUCCAGAAUGUGCUUCUGACAGAGUCGACACUCCAGCCUCCAAACAGGCAUCCCAGCUGGAAGCCCAGCAGAAAACCAAGGGAUGACUACCUGAGGAAGGACACGGUCCCGAGCACUGCGACUGAAGAGCUGCAUGCUGCUGCACAAGCAGUCAGUAGAUGACUCUCUGAUCUCAGCUGUGUAUGUGGAGAAGUUAACUUAUUAUUCCCAAUACCAUUAAUUAGACGACCACUGUUUGUAAACGUUUGAGCUUCUACAAACAUUCAGCCUCAAAUUUUACUGUAUCUGUGAAAAACUAAUCCAUGCUAAAAGCCACUGGAGAAAAAUAUGUAUUGUUUUCAGGAUUGUUUUUUGUUUUGUUUUUUUACUUUUUUGUUUUUUGAGUCAGGUUUUUGUUUUUUUUUUUUUUUUUUGGUAUAGCCUUGGCUGUCCUAGAACUUACACUGUAGCCCAGGCUGGCCUCAAACUCACAGAGAUCUGCCUGCCGAGUGCUGGAAUUAAAGGUGUGCGCCACCACUGCCAGGCCAGGAUGUAUAUUUUAAAGUUCUUAAGUUUGAGAAAACUGAAAGGUACUUUGUACUUUAUUCUUUGUCCCUCUUCCCUUUUUUAAAGGCCAUCACCAAGGGCUGUGGAAGUGAAGGCCAUCACCAAGGGCUGUGGAAGUGAAGGCCAUCACCAAGGGCUGUGGAAGUGAAGGCCAUCACCAAGGGCUGUGGAAGAGCUUCCAGGGAAGCUCUUGCCUCGUAUUUGUAAGGUCCCAAGUUUAGUCCUCGCACUGAGAAAAAGAAAACAAGCACAGGUCUUUGUCUGUAUGCUCUGUUCAUUAAACUUCCUUCAGCUAGAAUUAUAUAGACCUGUGGAAAAACUCAUUCAUGUUUUUGAAAAAAUAUUUAAAGGGCAUAAAACCAAAAUUUAUUCCUUUAAAAUUUGAUAUUUAAGAAAUAUCUGAAUCACUGUCUGCCCCAGAUAGUUUUGUCUCAGCUUGACACAAGUUAGAGUCAUUUGGGAAGAGGAACUCUCAGUCGAGAAAUAUUCCUUCAUCAGAUUGGCCUAUGGGCAAGCCUGUAGUGCAUUUUAUCAGUGAUUGAUGUGAGAGGGUCCAGCCCACUGUGGGUGGCUGGUCCUGGGUUCAGUAAGAAAGGCCGAGCAGGCCUUGUUGAGCAAGUCUCUGUGGUGUUCUACCCUGACUUCUUCAGUGGUAGCUUGUGAUAUGGAACUGUAUGCUGAAAUAAACCCUCUCCUUCCCAA
Microtus ochrogaster (prairie vole) is the source of this 1640-nucleotide messenger RNA. It is a transcript of the gene Cep20, whose product is annotated as centrosomal protein 20. The record is from RefSeq and is a predicted model, not a curated record. NCBI's taxonomy places the organism in Eukaryota, Metazoa, Chordata, Mammalia, Rodentia, Cricetidae. Gene Ontology annotation, cellular component: motile cilium; ciliary basal body; centrosome. Gene Ontology annotation, biological process: microtubule anchoring; cilium assembly. Gene Ontology annotation, molecular function: protein binding.